This is a messenger RNA of Debaryomyces fabryi, 756 nucleotides long. RefSeq names its product high-affinity Cu transporter (gene CTR1). Gene Ontology annotation, cellular component: plasma membrane. The coding region runs from base 1 to 756 and encodes 251 amino acids. Gene Ontology annotation, biological process: copper ion transmembrane transport; intracellular copper ion homeostasis. The transcript has a single exon. Gene Ontology annotation, molecular function: copper ion transmembrane transporter activity. Lineage: Eukaryota; Fungi; Ascomycota; Pichiomycetes; Serinales; Debaryomycetaceae. The record is from RefSeq and is a predicted model, not a curated record.
AUGAGUUUUAUUAAACGUCACGGAAUGGCAGGAAUGGACAUGGGGUCCAUGUCAAUGGCAUCAGCAACUAGCAGUAUGGGGUCAAUGUCAAUGGCAUCAGCUACCAGUAGUAUGGAUAUGGGAUCAAUGUCUUCAUCGGGAAUGGAUAUGAGCGGUAUGGAUCACAUGGAAAGUAUGCACAUGUACUUUGUAGGAGACUAUUUGAAUUAUCCAGUCUUGUUCAAGAACCUUAAAGCUUCAAAUGGGGGUCAAGCAUUCGGAAUAUUUCUUCUUUUAUUAGUCGUGGGUAUAUUUGUUAGAGGGCUUGAUUUUGCAAACAAAUAUUUGGAACAGGUCGUCUGGCAAAAUCCAAAUUAUGUCGAUGCUUGUCAUACACCUUCACCUGUGAGUGCUCCAGCUGCUACUGGAGGAAAUUGUUGUGGGGAUAACACUAGAAAUGAUACGACAGUCGAUUCUAUCAGAAAAACCAACUCUUCAUCCCUGGCUGUAGGGCAACAGGAACGCGAAGUACCUUAUCUGACAUCCCAGUCAUCUAGCUUACCAAUGGCUUCGAUGUUGUUCAGAAAUAUAAUUAGACUCGCAUUAUGUAUACUUCCCGAGCUCUUUGGUUUCGCUUUGAUGUUGGCCGCAAUGACCUUCUCAUUGUUAUACUUUUUUGCAGUCGUCUUGGGUUUGGGUAUUGGUAGAUUUAUCUUUGAUAGAUUGUCUGACCGCAUGCAUAUAAGACCGAAUACAGCUAUCGGUUUACACUGCUAG